Messenger RNA from Oncorhynchus mykiss (rainbow trout), 4984 nucleotides. Its product is annotated as bone morphogenetic protein 10-like. Gene Ontology annotation, cellular component: extracellular region. The record is from RefSeq and is a predicted model, not a curated record. Gene Ontology annotation, molecular function: cytokine activity; growth factor activity. Gene Ontology annotation, biological process: BMP signaling pathway. NCBI's taxonomy places the organism in Eukaryota, Metazoa, Chordata, Actinopteri, Salmoniformes, Salmonidae.
CACAAAACAAAAUAUCCCUUUUACAAGGAACAGGCUACAGGACAUUGUUUACAAAGUCCUCAUUAAGGAAGUGGUGAGAUAAGACACACACACACACACACACACACACUCACACGCACACAGGGACACACAAACACAGGGACACAAACACUGAGAAAUGCAGAGCUUACCAUAUCAUAGAUAACAGACAGAAAGAAAGAGAGCUAGAGAGAGAGAGAGAGAGAGAGAGAAGAGAGAGAACAGAGGGAGAAACUGAGAGAAAAAACACAAGGGAUGCCUCCUUUGGACACAGCAAAGCCACCCUCUAGCUGGGACUCCAACUCUUUAGAAAACAACAUCAAAAGGUGUGAAUUAGGAUAAAUGGCAUGAGAUCUGGCAUGAGAGUCAUUUAUCAGGGUUCCACACACAGCAAGAGGAACACACGGGGAGAGCUACAGAACACAGACCUCCUCACUGGUCAACUCCAAGGGUCAACCGAACCUUUUGAGUCACCAGAGAACCGACAACCACCCGGAUCAGCAAGAGAAAAACACGGUUGUUGUUUCUCACCCUUCAUCAAGCUGAAUCCAACCUCCAGUGGACCAUUGGAUUAACACAUUUGUUAGAUAUAAUUCUGUUUAAUCUCAACAUUGGAUAGUCCCUGUGGAUAUACCAUACAACACAAGAACAGUAGCACUCCUCUCCAUGGCGGACAAUGGGCUCUCCAGGCUAGAGGCCACCUCUAUCACCAGGACCCCCUUCCCCCUGCUCCCCUUGCUGCUCCUGAUGUGGCCCCUGUCUGGGCAGGGCAGCCCCAUCUCCCUGGCCCCAGAGAGACAUCGCCCUGCUCCAGGUCUGGGAGAUGGCCACGGGGGCGUCAUAGACCCAUCUCUGUUGGAGCAGGACAGGGACGUGGACAUGCAGAGCCUGCUGGAGAGCCUCCGGACCUUCAAUUUGUCUGGCCUGGGCCCUCCCGCCCAGGCACCUGGCAGUGUCCGUGUGGAGCCGCCCGAGUACAUGAUGGAGCUGUACAACCGCUUCGCCAACGACCACACCGCCAUGCCCACCGCCAACAUCAUCCGCAGCUUCAAGAACGAAGACUCGUCUCCCUGCAGUUUGGGUAGUAGAGGGGUGAGACAACACCCUCUGCUCUUCAACGUAUCCAUACCCCACAAUGAGCGUAUCACCGCCGCAGAGCUGCGUCUCUAUACUUUGGUCCAGACCGAUCGCAACCUCUACGCUGGGGUCGACCGCAAGGUGACCAUCUACGAGCUGGAGCAGCAGGACGGAACAGGAGAGGACAACAGAACAGCGAAGGACACCGAGAGAGGAGGAGCAGGAGGAAGAGGUGGAGGACGGGAGGAGUUAGUAGAGCUGGCAUCACGGCAGGUCUAUGGUACUGAUAACGGCUGGGAGGCCUUUGACCUAACUGCUGCCGUCCAACACUGGCGCAAGUCAGAGUACAGCACCACCCACAGGCUGGAGGUCCACAUAGCAAGCCUGACUUCCGAGGGGGAAAGAGGGCCGACACUAGCAGACGGUGAGGGAGAAGGAGAGGGGAGGAGGAUAUUCAGGGGAGACAUGGAGAUAGACACCAGCCCAGAUGACAAACACAAACCCCUGAUGAUUAUCUUCUCCGACGACCAGAGCGGUGAUCACCGCGAUGACAAGCGGGAGCUGAACGAGAUGAUUGGACACGAGACCUCGGAAGCGGUGCUUCAGGGUGACCUGGAGCUGAAUAGGCUGUGGGGGGAGCUGGGCCGGGCGGGGGGCGAGGAAGAGGAGGAAGAGGAGGAGGAGCAGGACGAAGAGGCCCUGCUCCAGAUGCGCUCCAAUCUGAUCUAUGACACGGCCUCCAGAAUCCGCCGCAACGCCAAGGUCAACCAGUGUAAGAAGCAGUCGCUGUACGUGGAGUUUAAAGACAUCGGCUGGGACAGCUGGAUCCUAGCGCCUGCCGGGUACGAGGCCUUUGAGUGCAGUGGCAUCUGUACAUACCCGCUGACCAAACACGUGACGCCCACCAAGCACGCCAUCGUCCAGACACUGGUGAGCAUGAAGAGCCCACAGAAGGUGACGCGGGCCUGCUGCGUGCCCACCAAGCUGGAUCCCAUCUCCCUGCUUUACAUGGAUGACACCGGAGUAGUCACGUACAAGUAUAAGUUUGAGGGCAUGGUGGUGGCAGAGUGUGGCUGCAGAUAGCUAGUCCACCCUGCUGUUCAUAUGGACACGGAGAGAGACAUUCGUGAAAAGAAAUGACAGGGUGAGGAUGGAACAAAGCAAAGACUUCAUUUUUUAAAGCAGGAUUGGUAUUAGAAUAGAUGGACUCUGAAAUGAAUCUAGAAUCACCGUUGAGAACAGUUGACAGAAAAACAGCUAUGACAUGUAUGUGUAUAUAAGAUGGAUCUAAACUAAACAGUUUGUACAUUGUGUAUGUAUAUUUUGUAUUUCAGGAAAAUGUAUAUUUUGUUUUGUACAGUAAAAUAUCUAUGAUACCAAUUCAUAAUUCUGUAAUAGAAUCAGUUGGAUGCCAUUUGAAGCUAAAUAACACAUUUGGAAUUUGCUAAAGAAUUUGAGGAAAAAAGUUUGGACCUUAAAAAAUAAACUAUCCUUAGGUCUCUCAAAGGGUUCCGGCAAUACAGCAACCAGCCAUACAGUGAUGUCCAAUAGGCCUAGCUGGUGGGACCACAUAGGGUUCUCCACAGUUAGCUCUCCACUGACAUCGAUCUCCUGUCUUCCUCUCCACUUAUCUUUGUUUUCCCCCUCCCUAGACGCUAACACUAAUCCACACCUCAUUUAGCAUGUCUCCCUAACAGCAACAGGCCUCCCAAGGGAAAUACAAACCUGACUGGACUGGACUUCUGGUAGGGGCCUGCCCUCAUCCUCAUCCCCACCACCUCCCCCUGGCAUUUAGGACAGUGGGCUGAGGUCAGGGCAGCAGUUAGGGUGGGCUGGGUUAUCUCCCUCGAGCCCUCACCCACCUUCCCACAUCGGCCUCAGAGUCAGUCACAUGCCGUGCGAGCCACUUUCUCCCACUCCUCCGCACCGUGCCGAUAAGGAGGUGUUGGCGGUGAGAAACAUGUGCUCCACCACUCAGGACUGGAGGUGCUGGAGGAGCGGCGGGGGGAGGAGAGGGGGGGAUGGCCUGUCAAGAUUCCAUGGGUACUAAUAGAAACAGAUUCUACAGGCUCAACUCACUGACCUACCCCCAUCAUGUGCCCCCUCCAACCUCCUCUCCCUCCCUUUGUGUCUUUACCUUCCAUACAUCCCUCUCCCCCUGGCCCUGAAAUCCUUCACGUUUAAGGAAAAGAUUUCCAUAUAUUUGGCCUGUUAUCAUGGACAGGCUGAGAAGAUGAGUGGAGAGUAUGGCACUUCAUGUCUCUCCUCCCCUCCCCUGAGAGUCCUGUGUGGAGUCCUCUCUUGUUGUUCUGUGUUCUUGUAAUACAAAUGUAACACAGUUCUCUGCUGCUUGGGUAACGUGAAAGCCUAUUUAUUGAUUAAUUUAUUGAUUUUACUAUGACAAGUAGGUGAUUAUGUAAAAUUGUACAACAUGGAUAUGCAUACAGAGGGUGAACAUACAGUACAUACCCUGACCAUAUUGUAGAAUGUCUUUAAUUUAUAAAUAUUUUAUGAAUAUUAUAUUUUGUUACCUGUUGUUGUGGUUCCUUUGUGAAUCCUUUUGUAAAAUACUGAAGAGGCGAAACUUAAACUUAGUGUGCAUAAAAGGCUUCACAAAUCAUUAUAUUUUCAUACAAUGAAUACUUUAAAAAAGGACUAUUGUACAUAUAUUAUCAUAAUAAUAUCUGUAUCGGAAACCAUAAUUCAUUUCUCUCCUGGCCCGGCAACUAUAAACAGGUUGCAAAACUGAACCUCCCUACUAGGCCUAAUUAUCUUUAGAAAAGAGCUCAGUUAGCACAUUUGGUUCCUUGUAAGUUGCGGGAAUGUAUGUUUUUGGUUUCCUGACCAGUAAAACUGAAAGAUUUUUAAACGUUCUGAGAACAGAAGUGAAAAUGUUGCCUGUUCUGGCAACUUUUAUUUUUAUGUUGCAGGGAGGUUCUGAUAAUAUUUUACUCUGGUUAUUUGAAAGUUUUCCUGGGAAAGGUUUUAUUAGCGUUCUGAGAACGGAAAUUAUAGGUUAUUCGGAGGCUUUUGAAUAAUUUCCUUAACUUUUCCUUAACUUUUCUAUUUUGGGUUAACUUUUUAGAACUCCAAGCACAGAUAGGACACAUGGAAAUGAAUUUCCUGAGGUAUUAAUCAUGCAAAAACAUGUAUUUUUUAUUGUGACACGUCAUCAGUGCGAUUCAAACCUAUAAUCUUCUGAUCUCUAUCCAUGGAAUUAUGAAGUCUGCUGCGGCACCAGGCUGGAGCUAGCAUGCCAUGUUUGAACUACUAGGAAACGUUCUAUUGAAAUACCAAGAAAAAGAAAAACGCUUUUUAUGUUAAGUUCCUUAUAUGUGCUGAGAAUGUGCUAAAGCCAAGGAAUUAUCCUGCACCAUUCUCAGAAAGUUGUGGGAAGGUUGUAUGCUAAAUAACCAUAGGACAACCAUGCUCUCACCAGGCUUUAAGAAACAUAUGGUUCUCAGAACAUUAUGUGCUAGCUGGGGGGGCUUUCUGGGCUGGGGGUAUGACUAGGAUGCAUAACUCUGAGGUUGGGACUGUUGUGUACCAUAGUAUCAGCUCACAGGCCAUAGUUUACACACGUCACACAAACACAGUGGGAAACUGACUGGAAGCCCAGCUAAUGAACACAAUGGAUGGUCUUCCUGAUGAUCUGCCUGCUGCUCGCUAUAACAAACUGCAGAUGCAGGCAGCUGCUUUGGAUGGAAAACCUGUUCUUUACCUUUUUUUGAGCGCUUAAAAAAAUGGAGAAAAAUGAACUAUAAACAUGUUUCCUUCACUUCCAAUGCUCUUCCAAAAACAUGCCUGAUAGACUUAUAUCAACAACAGCAGCAGCAGUGCCAAGGAAUGUUGACACUACACAUAGUGAAUGUAAAUAAAAAGCAUGUGC